GUCAGACCAUAUCAGCUUCAAACACAAAAGGCUUCACUAUGACCAUCAAUAAAAGGGAGAUUCAAGAUAGAUAAGAAGGUCAUUGAGGAGUACCAGAGACCAUGGGAAACAAGCAAAGCAGGAGUAGAAGCUCUUAUGAAGAGGGGAAUGGCUAUGUCCUGAUAUUUAACAAUGUGAACUUCACUACAAAAGAGCUUGAGACUAGGACUGGCAGUGAUAGAAAUGCAGAAGAAAUCAAACACACUUUUGAGCAAAGGUGCUGCAGAGUCAAAACAUUGAGGAACCGUACUACAAUAGAAAUGACUACAGCUCUUGAAAACGUAAAACGAUACGAGGAAAAAAACUUCCUCUUUGUAUUCUUUCUCACACAUGGUGACUCAUCUGGGGUAUAUGGAACAGACGGUGUAUUGCUUCGAUUUCAGGACAUACAAAAGCAAUUGACAGCUGGAAACUUUCCUGCCUUCAGUAGGAAACCAAAGAUACUUGUGUUUCCGACCUGUCGCAAAGGAGAAAGAGAGGACUCGGGAACCAGAGCAGUAGAAGAUGACUUCUUACUCGCCUUUGGCACCCAGCCUAAUUCGUCCGCAUAUCGAUUCGAAGAGGAAGGCUCUUACUACAUCACACAAUUAUUAUCCGUGAUUGAAACAAGAGGAGAUAGAGAGGAUCUAUUGUCCAUGCUAACUGAAGUGAAGAGGGUGAUGAGGGAUCAACAGGACGUCGUACCACAAAACCCAGACUACCAUAGCUCACUCACUGAUAAAGUGUUCCUAAGACAGAAGAAGUCCAGUGCUCAACUUAUCACUGGGAAGAAUAACAGACACAGAGAAAGGGCUGAGAAUGCAGGGAUAGAAGAAGAAGAGGAGAGUCAGGAGACUGUGUGUACUCCAGCUACAUCCAGUGCUCUUAGCUCAUAUGAUGUCGUCUCAGGAAAAACCCUGGAUGCUGCUAAAAUCUAUAAGUCCAAAACAAAAACUGGCGAUUCUACAAAAAAUUCUUCGCCAAAAAGUAGCAUUUCUUCCAGUGAUGAUGACACUGAAGUCUGUGAAGGCAUAUUUCCAGAUGAUAAUAUUGAUGCCACAGUCCCUUUUUAUCCACCAGACCAAGACAGCCAACCAAUUGAACAGGAGUUGCCAGCAGAAGCAGCAACUGAAAAAAGCAAGCAAGAAUGGCUCGACGUUUCGGGUGAUCAUGACAUUACCCCACAAGGAACUCCAGAAGAUGAAAUAACUGCUACACUUACCAAAAGCAUCGGUAAUACAAGGAUAUUAAAGUCAAAGGUGACCGAAGAGGGUUACAUAGAAAUAGUCAAGGAAAUAAAGGAGCUAACUGUGGGGGAGAUUGAGAAUGAUUGGAUAGUCUUAGAAUUAAGCUAGUUAGAUCUUCGACUGGUUAUUUAUUUAUUUAUUUAAUCAAGAAGACUUUCAUUAUUUAUUUAUUUAUGAAAACUAGUACUCUUGCUUCUACCAACUCAAGAGCUAAGGAUAUCAUUCAUUUACAGCAGAACUGUCGUUCCCUGAUGUUCAUAAUAUACUACAAACUCAACUGCUAUGAACAUGUAGUUACUGUAUUUUAAUUUCAUAGCAAAUUUGUUUCGUUUUCUUACUAUUAA
Amphimedon queenslandica is the source of this 1609-nucleotide messenger RNA. RefSeq names its product caspase-1-like. Gene Ontology annotation, biological process: proteolysis. Bases 102 to 1373 code for a protein of 423 amino acids. The transcript has 3 exons. Gene Ontology annotation, molecular function: cysteine-type endopeptidase activity. The record is from RefSeq and is a predicted model, not a curated record. Lineage: Eukaryota; Metazoa; Porifera; Demospongiae; Haplosclerida; Niphatidae.